AUUGGGGGAAAAAAUGAAGUAAAUCGAAAAGGAUCAACAAAGUUUUAACUGGGAUUGUUUCAUUUAGGGCAAAAAUGCUGAAGCUACUGGUCUUUUGGCAGUCCUUUCAUCUUCCCCAUGGUGCAGUAUCCAGCCAAGUCACUGCAUCUCAUCAUGAGCUGAGAAACUCGCUGACAAUUUAUGCACAGACCUUUUAAAAUCCAUUUAAUAGCCAUUUAAACCUGUGUGUGUGUGUGUUUUGCAUUAUCAGUCAUAUUUCAGUAAUAAAUGGCAGUGUUUAACAAAUUCGUUCAGGGUAUACAAACUUUUGUAGUAUGUAGUUAAAUUCUGUAUUUGUAUACAAAUUUAUUAUAUGCCUACUGUUACAGUCAAUAAGGAAGGUAUGAUAAAGACAUUAGGAAAUGUAGGAAAAAGUCAGGCGAUGUUUUUGUAAUCGUCAGCUGUCCAGUUUGGGUGAUCCUACAGAAGUUACAGAGUUUUUUGAGUUAAUGUAGCAGUUUUCCUUUGAUUUUACUUAUCAACAAUGUUUUUGUCCUAGCAGAUAUUUUUUUCAUGCCAUACUGUGUAAACUCCAGAGGAUUGUGUGUGUGUGUGUGUGUGUGUGUAAAUCAGCCUAGGUCUUAUUCAAUUGUUUUUCUGUGUGAUACAUAAUACUCAGAUUUUGCUCACUCAUACUCACAGACAAAUGCUUUUAUGAAGAACAUGGCUGUGUGAUUGAGUUGAAGCUGGCAUACAUAAUACUCCUUUGCCCACUGCUGAAAGGCUGCAGUGCGUGCCACAAUGCCAGAAAUCAUACAGAAUCAACCAGAAACUACUCAGAAACCAACGCGGAAGAAAAAAAACAAAGAGACGCACAAUGCAGUCGAAAGACACCGCAAAGAGAAGAUCAAUGCCGGUAUACAACGAAUCGGAGAUCUCUUGCCUUGCUCUCAAGCCUUAAAACAGAGUAAGAAUAUGAUUCUAGGGGAAGCCUUUCGUUAUAUCACUGAGCUGAAGCAACGGAAUGAUGAAAUGCUGCUCAAUGGAGGAGACAAAGUACAAGCGGAUGAGAUAAAACGCUUACGGCAGCAGGUGGAGGAAUUACGAAAGGAAAGUGGUCAUUACAUUGAGCUCCUCAAAGCAAAUGGUAUCAACUUUCUGGAUGACCCCACUAUUCACUGGAAGGGCAAACAGCGCUGUGCUAAAGUAGCCAAAAUAACACCAACUCACUUGUCAAAGGGAAUAAUUGUGUAUUCCAAUGAGAAUUUGGUUUGUGCAGCAAGUAAAUUGUCUGAUCCUUCAAAUCCUGUUUCUCAUCUGGAUAAGCAGCCAGUAAAUGCUUUAGCCAUUCAACCAUCUUGCAAUGUUCAAAUGGGUCCAAGUCAAGCACUCGCUGUCCCAAAUGGAACACAGAUCAGUGAAAUAACGGUCCCCUCUACAACAUCUUCACACAUUCCAUCAGCGACUAUUAUUCCUGCUUUAUCCAAGCCCUGUCUUACAGUGGUGGAACAAUAUGCUGCUGCGGCACCUGUUGCUCCAAAAUUGCCCCCUCCUGGGAAUUAUGUUGCUCUUCAAGGCGUAUGUCCAAAGCUUGCAGUCACUGCUCCUAGUCUGCAACAAACCCAGCCAGCAAAGCCUACACCAACUCUAGCGUCUUCCACGCCUGUCCAGCUUCAGCCUGUUUUUAGUCUGUCGUCCUUGCCUCAAACCGUGGUCAGUAGCAGACAUGUUUCUGAUGCUCCUUCAGUGUUGCCGCAGGAUACUGAAAGCAUGUCUUUUGCUCAGACGUUACCAGGCAACUCUGCUCAUCUUAGGACCAGUGCAGCCAGCAGCACACAGACCACAUGGACAACACUACAGCUUACUGGGAACACAGUACAGCCUGUCUGUCGAGCUUUGGGCACAGAAGCCAGUAGCUCUGGGCAUAAUAUUCCCCAACUUUCAGUAUGUCCUGUUGUUGCAAAUCCCCUGGCUCAUCCUGUUCCUCUUCAAGUGCAAACGCAAGUUCCUAUGCAACUGCAAACCCCCAAACCAGCAUGCAUCCCUGUUCGGCCUAAUCUUCCCCAGUUGUUACCAGCUGUGCUUACCAGUCCUCAAACACCUGUUGUUACUCAGGCAUCACUUUUAUCCCAGACUCCUGUGGUCCUUCAUCAACCACCUGCUGUACCCCAGACAGGGUUACUAACUCAGUCACAAACUGUUGUAGCUCAAGCCACAAUUUUACCCAAACCUGUCCCUCCAUCAACUCAGUCUCACACAUACUCAGCCAUACAACACAAGUCUCAAAUUCAGCAUGCCAUGGCACCUCAGCAUGAACUACAAGCCACUAUUCCAUCUAAGCCCUCACCCCAGCCAGCUAUAAUACCCCAGUCCCAGUCUGCCACUGUGCCUCCUGUUCAGCAAACAAUAGUGCCCCAGUCUCAAGCCGCCACACUGCCAGUACUUCAGACAAUGCAGGUUGUGCAAAUGAAUUCAGAUGGUACCCCAGUAAUUGCAACAUCCCUGCCACAAAAUAAUUCAAAUGUUGUUAUUUUGCAGCAGGCCAAUACCUGUCCAGGCUCAAAAGUAAUUAGAGAGGAUGUUACCAAUCAGGCGACAUGCCAGCACAUUGUUAUAAUCCAGACACCAACAAUGCCACCUACUCAACAGAACCAUCAAACUAACAUUAUGCCAGCGGCAGUUUCUACUUUGGCAAAUCAAAUAACCACCUCCACCAACCCCUGUCCCACUACUGCUCAAGCUAAACAACUGGUUCAUAUCCUUCCACGUCCUUCAGCCCAGGUUCAGACACAGGCACCCCAGACUAUCACUGUAAAUGGACAGGUUUACGUUUUACAAUCAGUGAAAUCAGCAGACACUGGCAACUCUCAGGUUAGCCAAAGUCCUACGCAAAUCAUUCAACCCACCUGUGAGGAACCCAACUCCAAUGUCGCAUUGAAUUGUUUGGGUGCCCUCACUAGCCUUAGUCAGAGCAUUUCACAAAUCUCCAAUCAAAGCAUUUCACAGGUCUCCAAUCAAAGCAAUGUACAACUGCAAAUUACUCCACCUUCAGACACUACAGUACAGUCUUCUCUAUCUAAGCUGGUUUCACGAAUCAGUACAUCCACCGAGACUGCUCUACACACUGUUGUAGCUGCACCAACAUCAAUAAGUUCCGCAGUUAGCAUUCAGCCAAAGAAGACUAAUGUACCGUCUGUAAAUCAAUCCAAACAGAUGCCAGUUAAAAGGGCCAGGCCAGUCAAGAGAAAAGAACCAACCAAAAGAAGUACAUGUCGAAUUUCAGCAAAGCCAGCAAAUAGUACAUCAUCUCAGUCAAAUGUUGCACAAGGACAUUCAUCCUCUAUAACAGAUGCUCAGUUUAUUAAUUCUGCCAGUGAGGAUAUGAGCCUGAAAAACAGUACUGUAAGUACAUCCAUGGUUAUCAGUGUUUCUGCAUGCAAUACUUCUACAGCCGUUUGUGUUAGUUCAAGUAGUAAAUCACUGCAGAGUCCUGCCCAUUCCACAAAUACAAGUGUUGGUUCCCUAGUCAAUGAUGAAGUAGCAAAGAGUCAAGAACAAAGUGUUAAUGCAACUCCACCAUCUUACAGUAAAAUGGGUAAUACCCUUAAUACUGUAACUUCCCUUGAGGUAAGCACUGUAGUUUAUCCCAGCAGUGAACCUGUUUUGACCAAUAAAAUUGACCUUGAACAAAAUGAAUCAACAAGUAGUGUUCUCUCUGCUCAGUGUAGCACAUUGAAGAGAGCUUCCACAAAAUCAACAAUAAAUGAGAACUCUGUAUCCAGUGCACUUAUUUCUCAAGAAAAAUCAACAGUCAAACAUUCUUCUAUGAGCUGCAUGCAAACAGAAUCAAGUCCUGUUUUAGUUCAGAGCAAAACUAUGCUCACAACGGUCAGCUCCUCAGAAAGUAACUUGAAGGUUUCAUCUGUUGAAACCACUCCUCAGCAACCCCAGAGUACACCUUCGGGCAUAAGUGCUGAUUCAACAAAGAGUCUAGAAACCGGAUCCCUCUUAAAGAAGGCUCCACAGGUUCAAACAGAGCCUGCAGUAGUUAAACCAGCAGACACUUCACAUAUGCAGACAUCUUUUGUUUUGCAAUCUACUUCGUCAACUUGUUCAGAUACAGGAGCACCAGUUCAACACGAGGAGUCCAGGAAUUUGAACACAUUGGACAAGCUUCUUAAACAUUCAGAGGUUAAUAUGUCUGUGACAACUGCUAAUCAGAUUCAUUCUGUUAGUAUCAAACUUGGUCAGUCAAAUUCAAGCAAAGAAAUCAGCAGAAGUGAAAAUUUAAGUGUUACCACUGAGAGUAUAUCUGAGGCAGACUCCUUCUUGCAAAAAAAUUCUGUCCUUUCACAGGAGGCAUCAGCAAUGGGAGGUGAAUCAUAUGAUUCCUCACUAGUGCCAAAUAGACAGACUGAUUCACCAACAGCAGGAGCUUCAAUUAACAGAGGCUUUUCGGUUGCAUCACUGCUUCCAACAGGUCAGAAUAUUUCUGCAUCUCCUAACACAUUUGGUUCUUUUAGUUUCACCUCUGAGCAGGCAGAAAUCUUAGCAAUGGCUGCAAGGGCUAUAUUUGAGCAAGAUAGCCCAGGAAGGAAGAGUGAUGGCUGCAGUGGUGACAACCCAUCAAAUACAACUGCCACCAGAUGGGAGCUUCCAAAAACACAGCAAACUCCCAUAAUCAAAGAAAGGGGUACAAGUCAACAAUUAAAGCAGGCAAAUCAGGGUGACAAUACAGUGUCAAAGACUCCAUCACUAGUUGAGGUUUCUGGAAUUAGUACACCUGGUAUCCGGCUUCCAUUGAACACAGCUUAUUCUCAGUCACAAGCUAGUACUCUCACUAGUCUAAAUGUUAAUAAUCUCAUUAGGCCAAGUUCUGUCCAGUCUUACCCAGGGUCUCCAAACCUUGGUCAGCAAGUAACUGUCCCAUCACCAGGGGGAGCAGCAAUUCUAGUGUCUCAGACUUCAUCUCAGGUUACCCAAAGCUGCUCUGGCCCAGCACAGGUUAAUGAAUAUACGCCUUUGAAGAGUGCACUCAUGAGAAGUCACAUAGGUGCUGGAAUAUCUGAACGUCAUCAAAAGGAUAUGCCAAAACGGUCUGCCCAAGAGGACCUAGUUCUUCCCAUAAACAAGCGCUCAAAACCAUGCCCAGCUGGUAGUAUUGCACGGCUAGAUGUUAAGGUGACAGAUCAUGUCCAAGCCAUGUCUGGACAAUUGCCCCCAAAUUCCUCAUCGGUUAUGACUGGGAACCAUUCUGAUGGAGGAGGUGCCCUGUUUUCAGGAAACAGUUUUAUGACCACCGCGCUUCGCCCAUCUGAAGGACACUGCCCUCCUCAACUGGCACCACAUGAACAAAAUCAGUCUAGUGUGUUGCACCUACAACAGGGACAUAUACAGCAUGGCACACCACAGUCCAGGCACAUAGUUGGAGCAAGCCAUUACCUCAAGCAUCACCACCACCAAGAACAGCAAAGGCACCUCUACCAACUUCAGCAUCACCUUACACAACCAGACACCCAGAUACACAAUAUUCAACAGAGGACUCUUCUACAAGAUCAGAACGUCCAUAAAAAGAGAGUUGUGCGAGGUGGUCAGACAGGACCUCCUGUUAAUUUGCAGAAGCAGCAUCACUUGGAGAAGAAUGGUGUACAGCACCAACCACCGCAGCAACAAUCCCAGCAGCACCAACAGCAAGCACAGCAGCACCAACAGCAGCAGCAGCAACAAUCCCAGCAGCACCAACAAUCCCAGCAGCACCAACAUCAGCAGCAGCCACAACACCAACAACAAAAACCACAGCAGCUCCAACAGCAGCUCCAACAGCAGCAACAAGGUUCACAUUCGAGGCAUCAACACCUUCAGCAACAACUUCAGCAGCAACACUUUAGUAGACAGGAAAAGAAUUGUGAGGGUCAACAAGCAGGCCCCAGGGCUCAUCAGAACAACCAUUUGAGUCAGCAAGAUCGCCAACCAGGGCAGGAUCAUGGAGCCAUGCAAAGGUUAAUGGGUUCUCGCACUUUAGAGCAGCAGUUGACUUCACAGGCUAAUAAUCCUGUUUCUCGCUCUUCAGACCAUGCUUGUACUCCAUCACGACAGGAGCGUCAUCGACUGUCUAGUUAUUCCGCUGAGGCACUCAUUGGUAAGGCAUCAACUGCUGGUGACCAACGUAUGGGACUUCAUACAUUACAGAAUUCUCGUGGCAAUUCACAGGAUCAGUCUGAAUUACAAGGUUAUGUUGAUUCCUCACACGGGAAAGGAAAUAUUAGUCAUAAUCCUCAAGGCAGACUAGCCCAAGAACACUCGGGAGAUCCAGGCAUUCAGCAGAUAUCGGAACGGUUACCUUUUAAGACUCUUGGUAAUGGGCCUCAAGUAAGCACUUUUGAAGCGCAAGUGUCUCACAGUGGAGAUAUGACCAGUAAAUCCGUGGCUCCAGCUCAGAGGGGUCCUCAGCCACAAACUGGAUUCAGAAUGGGGGCUGGUUCCUCUGCAGAUGGACGUAGUCGUGGUAUCUAUGGCACGCAUCCUUCAUCACAGGCGCUACAAGCUGGAGCAGGGUUGCCACGUGAGCAGGACUCAUGUCAUCAGAGCUUUAUGCAAACUCUGUUGGCUCCACAUCUUCCUGAACAAACUGGACACCAGAGAGCUGUACAAGGCUGUCCCACAGUGAGUAUAGAAUAUAACUGUGUGCCUGGAGUUUCUUCUGGAGAACUUCAGGCUAAAGUCUCAAGCCCUAAUCUGCACCCUACACAGACAGGUCCUCCCAUGCAUCUCGGAGACAACAAUAAAGCACACAUUUCUCAGGUUAGUGCAAAUCUACAUGGUUCAUCUGUAAGAUCAGUUCUACCCCAUCCUUCAUCAACACCCCACAGUAGCUCAGAUACAGGCCGCGCUCAGGGUUCUUCCAGGUCACUUUCUGCUGUCAGUCAGCGAGCCCAUCAUGUUGGACCAGAUCCACAAAGCUCAAAAAUCCGCUUAGGAGAUCGACCAAGGUCUGGCAACUUGAGACCUGUAAACACCUUUGAGACUGAAAGUCCAUUGUCGCUUCCGUCAGGUGGUGGAGUGCUGCUUGGACGGCCACAGACAGCUGGUGAAUCUCGGCGCAGAAGUAUUGUGCGCUUUAUGCCGGAUGGUGCACAGGUCAGUGGUGAUGGCAACUUGGUUUCAGAUCAGCAUCUCACCCAGAACUUUGGCUUUCCAUUUAUUGAAGGAGGUAUGAACCCUCCACCACCAAUUAAUGCAAAUGCAUCUUUUAUUCCCCCGGUCACCCAGCCCAAUGCCUCACGCACCCCUGCCCUUCUUCCUGUAGAGCCUCAGAACACUCUCACUUCCUUCUACCCCUCGUAUUCACCUGCUGCUCAUCCAAGCAUUCCAAAUGAUAUUCCUAUACAGUAUUUUUCCAACCAGAUAUUUACAAGUCCAAGUGCUGAUAAGAGUAGUAGUACUCCGCUAAACAACCGCUUUGGAUCUAUUCUUUCUCCGCCUCGUCCUGUGGGUUUUGCACAGCCGAGCUAUCCACUGCUGACUGAUAUAGCACCAAUGCCUAUUGCAAACUCAUCAGGCAUUACUCCUCAUUUACCCAACUUUAACCUGACUUCUCUUUUCCCUGAAAUAGCCUCAGCGAUGCCCCCUGACGGUUCUUCAAUGCCAAUGUCCCCAUUACUGUCGCUUGCAAACACUUCCUCCUCAGACUCUAACAAACAGUCUAAUCGCCCAGCUCACAACAUCAGCCACAUUCUCGGUCAUGAUGGAACCUCUGCUGUUUAAAAUUGCAGUAACAAGGAUAUUAAACAUUGUCCUCAUGUGCAGUACUAUCUAAAUGUAAAUCAUCAUAUCUGUUAAACAGGAUUACUUUCUUUUUUGGGGAAAAAACGAUUUGGCAUGACAUGUUCUUUUGUUUCUGCUAUAAGCCUAUGCAUAGAACUUAUGCCUAUGCAUAGAACUCUUGUAACACAAAUAACACCUGAAGUGUCAAUGCCUACAUGACUAAAACAGUUAUUACCUGACAUGAUGCCACAAUACAUCCAUUCUUUUUUUGUGAAUGAUCAUAAGCCUUGACUGAUUUUGUGGAUUUAAAGAACUUGGGAGUUUCCAAGUUUUUCCCCCAUCUCUUAAAGAGACUAAAAAGAUUUUUUUAUUGAUAAACAAAAUACAAGGUAAAAUAUUUUUACUUAUUUAUGGGAAGAUGUGUUUUUGUAGAUAUUUGUAAAUAUACAAAUGUGGUUAUUAAAAUUGUUUUGUUUUAUAAAUUAUUGUCU
Clarias gariepinus (North African catfish) is the source of this 8234-nucleotide messenger RNA. RefSeq names its product basic helix-loop-helix domain-containing protein USF3. NCBI's taxonomy places the organism in Eukaryota, Metazoa, Chordata, Actinopteri, Siluriformes, Clariidae. Bases 781 to 7743 code for a protein of 2320 amino acids. The transcript is spliced from 7 exons. The record is from RefSeq and is a predicted model, not a curated record. Gene Ontology annotation, molecular function: protein dimerization activity.